AUGAAAUUAAAUAUAGAUCUUUUAACAACGAUCAUUCUUGGUGAUUGUAAUAGUAAUAAUAAUAAUAAUCAAAGUAAACAAUCAGAGUCAACUGUUGCUGUAAAUAGCACACCAUCAACUUUAUCUAGUUCCGAUUUAAAAGAUACAGUCGUUGCAACUACCAAUAAUCAAGAGGAAACAAUAACCAUAGCAUCAUCAGAUAGUCUUGAUCAAAGUAACAACAACAAUGAUACAAGAAACAUUGUAACAGAUUUAACAACUACAACUACAACAGCAACAAUAACUAAUGAAACACAACACAAACAACAACAACAACAACCAAAUGUAAAUAGUAAUAAUAAUAAUGAUAACAACAAUAACAACCAUGAUUCAAUACAACAACAACAAACCAAUAUAGAACAAGAUAAUUCAAGUCACUUGCCAUUUGUACAAUUUACUUCGACUUUGGUGCCUGUAUCUUCUUCAUUUUCACCAUCACCUGGAUCAUCUAUACUUUCUGGAUCACCUAUAACCUUUUCUCCGAUAUUACCUGGUCAUCUUCAUAGUUCUCUCAACAAUAGUGUCGAUUAUGAGAUAAGUAGUGGCGUUCAAUAUCAUCAUACUGGCGGGUCUGGACACAGUCGGUUAACUGAUAAUAUCCUUUCCCCGCCACAAUCUCCCCUACAACAUUCAUCAUCUUCUUCAUCCCAUUCUUCAACUACGCCACCUGUUGUAUCACCAAGAUCUCCUAUCAUCACCUAUCCAGUAGUUUCUGGAAUUGGAAAUAAUUAUAAAAAUGAUUCUCAAACAAAUAAUAAUAAUCAAAAUAAUCAAAAUAAUCAAAAUAAUAAUAAUAGUACUAACAUUACUUCAAAUAAUAAUCAACAUAAUAAUAAUAAUACGAAUAAUAAUACGAAUACGAAUACGAAUAAUACGAAUAGUAAUAAUAAUAAUAAUCCAAAAAAUACAACGCCUAGAGGAUUAUCAUCAAGUACAGGAAGUAAUAGUAAUACAACAAAUAUAAAUAAUCAAAGUAAUAAUAAUAAUACUAAUAAUAACAAAACAACUACACCAUCAACACCAAAAGGCAAACAAAAUGUAUAUCCAAAGCCACCAAAUCACCAGAAUCAUCGAUUAAAACAACGUACAUUAUUUGAAAAAUUGUAUACAGAGAGUGGAUUUACUUCGGCAAAAUCAUGGUAUGAACGAAAUACAGAGCACAGCGAGUUUACAUUGGGAGAGCAACAGUUUACACUCUUUUUGCGAUUUUUGACCGAUUUUUCCACCUUUGAAAUACUGGAUAUCUUUGAUUCGUUGGACAAGGAUGAUAUUGGUCGUGUUGGUUUUGAAGAAUUCUUUUUAUUGGUUGCACUCUUUGCAAGUAGAGAAUGUGGUCAGACUACAAAAUUCCUCUAUCAACACAGUAAAGUCAUGUUUGAAAUCGUAUCUGGUCGCAGUUGUAUUCGGUCCGAUGGAACUAUUGAUCCCUCGUACACUAUCAACUUUCAUCGAUUCACCAAACUCGGACGUGUCCUCGGUAUACCCGAGUAUCAAAUGCUCAACAGUUUGGAAAAUUUCAAUUUAACCAUAUUUGAUCGUAUCAAUUUCGAAUCAUUCCUUCUCUACUAUUUUGUUAUCCUAGACGAGUGGGAUAGAUCAUCUUACACUUUUCUUAAAGUUUUAUUUUAUGAUCAAGAUUAUACAGAAAUAAUUGAUGAUUCUCAAAGUAAUAAUUCUUCUUCUUUAUCUUCUUCUUUAAAUAAUAAUAAUAAUAAUAAUAUAAAUAAUAAUAUAAAUAAUAAUAUAAAUAAUUAUAAUAAUAAUAUAAAUAAUAAUAAUGGUAUAAAAUCUUCAAAUGGAAUUCAACAACCUCCUACAUCACCUCAACAACAAAAAAUUAAAAAUAUUACGAUAACAAGUACAACAUUUAAAGAUUUUUCAGAGGAAUUUAAAAAGUUUAUAGAUAGUCUAAGUAAAUUGGAUAUGUCACAAAAAGAAAAUCUCAUCAGCAUGCUCAUUCAACAUGGAAUCUUUGGAUUCGAUGAUGCUAGAAUGGUACCCAUCGAUCGAUGGGCAGACAUGAUUAAAAAGAAUUUAACCAGAAAAAUAUUCCUAAAGGCUUUAUACGAUAGAUUACAACACCUUCCACUUCAUAUUCAACAAUUAAACCAACAACCACAACAACAAUCAAGUAUACCUUAUCAACCAGGAAUACGACAUCAACAACAACAAAAUAAUAAUAAUAAUAAUAAUAAUAAUCAUUCACCAAAUCAAAAUUUCAAGGCACUUAAAAGAAUAUUUAACUUUAAAUCAUCUUGA
Cavenderia fasciculata is the source of this 2298-nucleotide messenger RNA. RefSeq lists its product as uncharacterized. The transcript has a single exon. NCBI's taxonomy places the organism in Eukaryota, Evosea, Eumycetozoa, Acytosteliales, Cavenderiaceae. Bases 1 to 2298 code for a protein of 765 amino acids. Gene Ontology annotation, cellular component: cytoplasm. Gene Ontology annotation, molecular function: calcium ion sensor activity. The record is from RefSeq and is a predicted model, not a curated record.